CCCGAGCGCACACGGCGUAGAGGAGAGUACAGCGCACGAGUCUCUGGAAGGGAGAUAACGGUUUCUUUUUUUUUUUACCCCCUCUCCACUGAAACAACAAGAACGAACCAAACCUGAUUUUUUAGGGGGGGUCUCACAGAGUCUUUUGAUCAUCAGGAGGAGGGAAGCGAGGAGCCGCAAGUUUUUUUUUCUUUUUUUCGUUUUUUUUCUCUUUUCCUUAAAAGAGGAUUCUGUGCUUCGCGGUGGUUUGUUCUCCGCUCUCGCCGCAAAGAUGAUGGUCGGAGAGGUCGAAGUGAAGGAGCGACCGAGGCCGAGUCCCGACUAUUUAAUGCAAUUAUUGAACGAGAAGAAGCUCAUGACCAGUUUGCCAAAUCUCUGCGGCAUCUUCACACACCUAGAGAGGCUUCUGGAUGAAGAGAUCAACAGAGUGCGUAAAGACAUGUACAGCGACACAGUGAAUGGCCUUGUGGACAAACACCCGCUGGAGCUGCCCGAACCAGUCGGACCCAUCGUUCACCUGCAGGAAAAACUGUUUGUGCCUGUCAAAGAGUACCCAGAUUAUAACUUUGUGGGGAGAAUCCUUGGCCCCCGGGGACUCACAGCCAAACAGUUGGAAGCAGAAACGGGAUGCAAAAUAAUGGUGCGAGGAAAGAGCUCCAUGAGAGACAAAAAGAAGGAGGAGCAGAACAGAGGGAAGCCAAACUGGGAACACCUAAAUGAAGACCUUCAUGUCCUCAUCACAGUGGAAGACACACAGGCAAGAGCAGAGAUCAAGAUGAGGAGAGCGGUGGAGGAGGUCAAGAAGCUCCUUGUACCUGCAGCAGAGGGAGAGGACAAUUUGAAGAAGAUGCAGCUGAUGGAGCUAGCUAUUCUCAAUGGGACAUACAGAGAUAACAACGUCAAAACACCGGCGGCAGCAGCCGCUCAGGGCCCUCGCCUCAUAGCGGCCCCCGCAGGUCAGGUGUUGCCUCCCCCGGCAUUGAGGCCCCCAACGCCAGCUGGGGCCCCCAUCAUGAACCUCAUCCGGCCCACUCAGAUGGCUGCCAUGCUGCCCAAUGGCACCCCCACCCUGGUGCCUCCCACACCGGAAGCUGGGCUUAUCUACACCACCCCCUACGAGUACCCUUAUGCCUUGGCACCCACUUCCCUGCUGGAGUACCCCAUCGAGCACAGUGGGGUUCUAGGUAAGAGAGCCUGGGGAAGCAUGGGUGCAGCAGGUACAGCGACCAGCUUUAGCCAGCCUGGACAGGAGGGCAGCUUGUUUUACCCCGGAGCCGGGGUGCUGGACGCGGCUUCCAUGAGCCACAGUCAGGACUUGUUGAAAGGUGCAAUGGCUACUAAAGUGAGACGGCAUGACACGCGGGUCCAUCCUUACCAAAGGAUUGUGACCGCUGACAGAGCCGCCACCGGCAACUAACACAUGACCUUCUGACCUCUGAACUCUUCACCCAAUGACGAGCCGCCCCAAGCCUGCCUGCUGAUCAGUUAACUGGUAAUUGCCUUUUGCUAGCCUCUCGGACGCAAGUGAGAGAGAGAGAGGCGCCUGCCCAUACAGUUACCCUAACACGUUCUGACAAAAAAAAAAAAAGUAGAAACAACGCAGAAUCUUCACAGAAACACAACGAAAACCCAACAAAGUUGUGUGUUAUUCAUUUUUUUUUUCCCUUUGUUCAUUGAGUUCGAUUCCCAUUCUUUCUCUUUCUUUUUCUUCAUGAAUCAUAUACUGGGUGGAUGUGUUUUGUGGUAUGACUCACAAAUCUGCACUGAAUUAUAUAGCAAUAAAGACCCCCACCCUGCCCACCCUCCCCCUCCUUUAAUUACUCUGAUCUGGUGACCUCACUUGUAUGAAUCAAAGUUGAGUAUUUAUUUGACGCAAACCAUUUGGUUUCAGAGUAAUGGCCCUCAGAUGUCCCCACCCCACUCCCACCUCCCUCAAAAUAUAGAUAUAAGAGCAUCUACCUGCUCCCACCCUGUUCCAACACCCACCUACGGGGAGAGAAAAAGAAACGGAAGGAAAGAGAACAUACACUCACAUUAACUUGUUUAAUUUCUGUCAUUUUCACAUGUAGUUCAGUUGUUGAGCUCUAAGAUGUAUUUUUGAGCUGACACAUUCUGGGUGUGCCCCUCUAAACAGCUUUCUGUCUUGUUUUUUUUUUUUUUUUUAAAGCAUGGCUGAAAUGAUUGCUAAAGGAGCUUUUUAUGAUUUGUAUGUUUUGUUUUUUUUCUCCUGUCUGUUUGUAAUGCUUUUCGUUUUGAGUCAUUUUCUCCACUUGAUUUUGUCCUUUUUUUUCCAUAUUUGACUAAUUAGCUUUGCUUAAAAUUGACCAGCCAAAACCAAGGCGAGGUGUUUAGCGCUGGAAAACAGUACACAAACUAAUGUUCAAUGCAGGCUGCAGAAACUAAGAAAUUAUGAAGGGUGAGAUGGGAAGGUCACUAUUUGGGCUGUUGGUUCUUUGUGUGUUUGUGUGUGUGUUUUAAUUAAUACUACAAUGAAAGUAGGGUGUGCUGAGGCUUCGGGGGACAUUGCCCCCCAUCCACACUACAUCCACUAUACAGUGCCUGAUGUAUUUUGAAAAAAAAAAAAAAAUCUCAAUGAGUUAGCUGAGCUGUGAUCACAAAGACAAAAAAAAAAGUAUUAAGUGUGCAUAUUUAGCCAAAGGGUUUGCCAGUGAAUUAUAUAUCUGCAGUUAUGCAUCUGUCUCACAGAGGGCUCUCUUUGUGAUUUUUAGAGUUUAAAAGGGUGUGAAUUUUUAGUGCCUGCCUUCAGCUGUAACAGACAGUCAGCCAGAUGAUUUCUCACCCAUUACUGCUCUGUUUUGUUCUAAGGUGAAGCGAUGGUAAUCAACACUAAAUCAACCUGCUACACAGUGACAGUAAAGGGGGGAGGGCACUUUGAAGUUCUGUACAUAAAUGCUUUUGUCAUGUUACCUGGAUUCUAUAGUGAGUUGUUUCAUCAGCCACAUUGCCAAGCAAAUGUUUUAUUUUGCCAUUUUAAUUUUUUUCAUCUCCACAUUUGACUAAUUCUUUUUUUUUUUUUUUUAAUGUACUUUAAGUUUUAACCCUAGUUUGAAAACUUUACAUGAGUUGGAUCGUGCAGUUGGCGUAAACGGAGCCUCCUUGCAUAUUAGGAACUUAAUUGUUUUUUUGGUUUUUUUUUGUUUGUAUUUUUUACUGAUGAAAUUUCUUUUUUGACUUGAGACAAACUAUCCAAAAGCGCAUCCACAAUGUGUCACACCUCCCUCUGAUCAUAGUCUAGCUUCUGAGCCCACAGUCUUUUGUUUAACUCUCUCAAGAAAAAAUAGGAUGUGAAAGCCAUGCCUGCCUGUUCAAAUUGCUUUAUACAUACGUCUUAUAUAUAUAAAUAUAUAUAAAUAUAUAAAAAUGUAGAUAUGUCAUUGCAUAUACAAAUACAGAAGAGAACAAAAAAUAGAUAAUUUUACAGGGUGCUGGAGAUGAGAAAAAAAUGAGAUCUAUUUUUGGCAAUUUUAGCUUUUGAUACUUUACUUGCAGUUACAAAAUCAGAAAAAAAAAUAAAGAAAAAAAAGUUUAAAACCGUAUAGGAGAAAAUGGAAAAAAACCAAGUGGGGGAGGGGGGCUGGGGGUGCGCUGUUAAGCUUGAAUAUGAUUGGAAAAGGAAGACCAAAACAGUCACAACCCUCGGAACGUUAGCGAGCAUCAGAGUGAGACGGACGCCUAGCGAGCUUAAAAGGAUCAAAUCAAAGUGCCUUAUCUACAGUGAUUUCUGUUUUCUAGUAUUCCAGUUGUGUUCAAUAAUAUCCAGCACCCACCGAGAUGGCGCAGAGAGGAAUGGCUGGUGUUACACGCUCUGAAAGGAUGAGCAGGGUAGCUGCCACCAUAACGUGGCGUUACCGAAGUUAUUCUAUGCAAAAAGAAUAGCAGUCGUUUUGACCAGCUAAAAAUAUGUGCCAUGGUUUUGUCUUCCUGAAAUGAUUUUUUUUUUUCUUUUCCUUUACCU
Molecule: messenger RNA, 3976 nt
Organism: Archocentrus centrarchus (flier cichlid)
Lineage: Eukaryota; Metazoa; Chordata; Actinopteri; Cichliformes; Cichlidae
Gene: qkia
Product: QKI, KH domain containing, RNA binding a
Exons: 8
Coding region: 272-1417 (381 amino acids)
Biological process (GO): regulation of mRNA splicing, via spliceosome
Cellular component (GO): nucleus
Molecular function (GO): mRNA binding
Source: RefSeq, a predicted model, not a curated record